UUUUUUUCUUACAGCCGAACUUCCGUCACCAGCACCCAGAGUAACUGAAUAACUUGCUGCAGUUCCCAUUUAAAUGAGUGUCUGCGUUAUCUGGGGUGAUGUUUGAUGCAGAUGACUGCACGCUGUCCUUGGACAGUCUGUUUUUUGAGAAGCCCAUUGUGCACAAGGUAAGACCAUUGCCCCUGGAGGCCAGUCAAUGGCAGUUAGAGGCACCUCCACCUCUUACACAUCUUCCAGCCACUCAGGAUAUGCAAGAGGAGGCUGAAUCUCUCUCUGCGUUAUACAGUCUCACACAGAAAUUCAAGCAGUCUCAGGCCCCUUCACAAGGACUCAAAGCCUAUUCUUCAAAAGACAACAGUUUCUACACGUUUAACGAUGAAGAGAGAGAAUUUGAGGAGACCCAAGGUGAUGGCACCAGGAACCCCAGCGCAUAUGAUGGUUGCUCAGGGGAUGAAGGGUUAAACGAUGACUCUGAGGGCAGAGAUGGAGAUGAAACCCGGCCGGACUCUCGUCAUGCUCCCAUGAGCGGAUGCUUGCCUGAUCUACCUUUACGAAGAAGCUUGUUCAGGAAUCCUGCGCUGAGCAGCGCUCGUAACUUGUCAACCAACACUGACCUCACGAGUGGCAGCGGCAACAGUAACGAGAAAACGUCCACACCUCGAAGUUUUCUCAGUCCGGUUGCCAUGGCCACGGGGCCUCCCGCUCUCCAACUGCCACAGGCUGCGGUUGGCCAUGCAGCACCUCCUUUCCCCUGUCUACCCCCUCCUCUGGGCUCAUGUGCAGCGAGCGUCCGGCCCCUGCAGCAGGCGCCACGUGCAGAAACGCUGGACAGGAGCACAAAGAGAGCCUUCGUUCCACCCAUGACGCCUCAGCCGCUGCACAUACAAGGAUCUUCUGGCUCUGAAGUCCUGCGACCAGUUUCAGAAAUCCCGCUUAAGUUCAGAUCCAUCUUCAGCGAGUUCCCCUUUUUCAAUUACGUUCAGUCCAAAGCUCUGGAUGAUGUUCUUUACACAAAUAAGAACUUUGUAGCCUGCGCUCCCACUGGAUCUGGUAAAACCGUUCUGUUUGAGCUUGCCAUCAUUCGCCUGUUAAUGGAGACUCCUGAGCCAUGGAGAAAAGUCAAAGCUGUAUAUAUGGCUCCAAUCAAAGCUCUCUGCAGCCAAUGUUACGACAACUGGAGCAAGAAGUUCGGUCCGCUGGGGUUGACUUGCAAGGAGCUGACCGGCGACACAGAGAUCGAUGACCUGUUCGAGAUUCAUGACUCCCACAUCAUUCUCACCACACCUGAAAAGUGGGACAGCACGACAAGGAAAUGGAAGGAUAAUUGUUUGCUGCAGCUUGUAAGACUGUUCCUUAUUGAUGAGGUGCACGUGGUGAAGGAUGCAACCCGUGGUGCCACCUUGGAAGUGGUAGUGAGCAGAAUGAAGGCAGUGAAUUCAUACAGAACAUCUCAGAAUCCAGAGGCAGGCGCCACAAUGAGAUUUGUGGCUGUUUCAGCCACAAUCCCCAACAUAUGUGACAUAGCAGACUGGCUGUCCAAUGGGAGUGAGCCAGCCACGUAUCUGAGUAUGGAUGAGAGCCACCGUCCAGUUAAGCUUCGGAAGGUGGUCCUGGGAUUCCCCUGCAGCGCGACCCAAACAGAGUUCAAAUUUGAUUUGUCACUCAACUACAAGAUUGCUAAUAUAAUACAGACCUACUCUGAUGACAAGCCAACACUAGUGUUUUGCUCGACAAGAAAAGGAGCCCAGCAGUCAGCUGCAGUUCUAGCCAAGGAUGCCCGGUUCAUAAUGAGCUUUGAACACAAGCAAAGGUUGAUGAAAUAUGCAAACUCUAUUCUGGAUUCAAAACUACGAGAUCUGAUGAUGUUAGGAGUUGGUUACCACCAUGCAGGUGUUGACCUGUCUGACAGGAAGCUGGUAGAAGAGGCCUUCGCCCUGGGAGACCUGCCUGUCCUUUUUACAACUCGGACUCUGGCUAUGGGGGUAAACCUUCCUGCUCACCUGGUUGUGAUCAAGUCAACAAUGCAGUAUGUUGCCGGCUCCUGUGAGGAGUACAGCGAGGCUGACAUCCUGCAGAUGAUAGGCCGGGCUGGGCGGCCUCAGUUUGAUACAUCAGCAACUGCAGUGAUCAUGACCAAGGUUCAAACCAGAGAAAAGUACAUGACACUUAUGAAUGGGAUUGAGAUCAUUGAGAGCAGCUUGCACGGUCACCUGGUGGAGCACCUGAAUGCUGAGAUUGUUCUCCACACCAUCAGUGAUGUCAACAUGGCUCUAGACUGGAUACGCUCCACAUUCCUCUACAUCAGAGCCCUCAAGAACCCAUCACACUAUGGUUUCUCUGUCAAUUUGGACAGAUAUGGUAUUGAAGCCAAGUUGCAAGAACUGUGUCUAAAGAACCUCAACUCACUGUCAUCCAUUGAUUUGAUCAGUAUGGAUGAGGAUAUUAACAUCAAAUCAACAGAAGCUGGCAGGCUGAUGGCGAGGUAUUGUGUUGCCUUUGAAACAAUGCAGCUGUUCAGCAAAGUAACUGGCACUGAAACACUGCCUGACUUGGUGGACCUGGUGUCAAAGAGCAAGGAGUUCAGGGACAUUCAGUUAAGAGUAAAUGAGAAGAGACCCCUGAACACUCUGAACAGAGACAAGAACAGGACCACCAUCAGAUUUCCUCUUGAGGGAAAGAUCAAAACGAGUGAGAUGAAAGUGAACUGCUUGAUUCAAGCUCAGUUGGGCUCAAUCUCAAUUCAAGACUUUGGUCUUACACAAGAGACUUCAAAGAUCUUCAGAAUCGGGAUGCGCAUCAGCAAAUGCCUGUCAGAGUUUCUUAGUCAGCAGUCUGAGACUGGCUUUUGUGCUGUGCUUAACUCCCUGAUUUUGGCUAAGUGCUUUAGAGCUAAGCUUUGGGAAAACUCGCCCUAUGUUUCCAAACAGAUGGAGAAGAUAGGUUUGACUCUGUCAACUACAAUGGUGAAUGCUGGACUCACCAGUUUCAGCAAAAUAGAGCAAACCAACCCCAGGGAGCUGGAGCUGAUUCUUAACCGACAUCCACCAUUUGGAAACCAAAUCAGAGAAUCUGUCGUACAUCUCCCAAAGUACGACAUUACCAUGGAACAGCUGCCCAGGUACAGCAGUGCCACAGCUGAGAUUGUGGUUAAGGUGAACUUACAAAACCGAGCCCAGCUGCUGUCCAGGAGAACAGCUCCAGACCAUCACUACGUCUCUCUGAUCAUAGGCAACUCUGAAAAUAAAGUAGUCUUUCUACAGAAACUCACGGACUCAUUGCUGUUGAAGAGUGGUAGCUGGACGAAAAAGAUAGAUGUGUCAAAAGCUUCAAACGGAAAUGAGAUCAGUGUCAAUCUCAUCAGCUCAGAAUAUGUGGGGCUGGACAUCCAGCUGAAGUUUCCUGUGUACUACUCUGCAGCCAAAAGGUUUGGGACUGAGAUUCCAUACAACAUAAAAGUUAUUCCUACUGGACAGAAACCUCAAGGCUGUGCUGCAACUCAAGGAGAAAAUGCCUCAUCUGCAAAAGAGCAAGAUUCAGCUGGUAAAAGACAGUGCAAUCAUUUCUGCAAGAAUAAGAAUCUUUGUGCUCAUGACUGCUGUAAAGUAGGUGUUGCUGUUGGACAGAAAAGAUCGAUGAAGCAUGAAUCCAGCUUCUCCUCCUACUUGGAAGACCUGAGGAACAGGUCUGACAUACUUGCUCAGACCCCCGUCAAACGCCUAAAAAUGAGAAUGAGUGAAGAGCCUUUGACCGUCAACAUGCAGAAGUUUGCUUACAAACCCAAGGAAAUGCUUCCCCCUGUCUCCUGGCAUGUAGGAAAUGAGUGUAAAACUGCAGACACUGACUUGACAACUGAAGACUGUGUUGAGCUGCCCGACGUAAUUUGUCUGGAUGUUCUUGACAGAGAUUCUUCAACAUGGGUUACCCUGAAAUCCAGCUCGGGCUCCAGACCACAUCUAAACCAGAUCAGCACAAGCAGCUCAGCUUCACUACAGCGGUCCACGGUGGUGUCAGAACAGAACUUCUUCUAUAAAGAUCCUUCAGCUGUCCAAAUACCAAGCGUCACUUUUGAUCUUGGAAAUGAAUGGGAUGAAUGGGGAGAUUUUGAUGAUGAAAACCUGCUCAGUGCCAGCGAGACAUCAGUACCACCAUGUAGAACCAGCGUUAAGCCUCAGACUGAGCAGCAUAUUCAAAACAACAUGUCAGGUAGCUAAAUUUUAAGUCAAAUCCAAU
This is a messenger RNA of Fundulus heteroclitus (mummichog), 4230 nucleotides long. It is a transcript of the gene hfm1, whose product is annotated as helicase for meiosis 1. The coding region runs from base 99 to 4211 and encodes 1370 amino acids. NCBI's taxonomy places the organism in Eukaryota, Metazoa, Chordata, Actinopteri, Cyprinodontiformes, Fundulidae. The record is from RefSeq and is a predicted model, not a curated record. The transcript is spliced from 34 exons. Gene Ontology annotation, molecular function: ATP binding; nucleic acid binding.